Molecule: messenger RNA, 5462 nt
Organism: Equus quagga
Lineage: Eukaryota; Metazoa; Chordata; Mammalia; Perissodactyla; Equidae
Gene: PXN
Product: paxillin
Exons: 16
Coding region: 781-3588 (935 amino acids)
Biological process (GO): endothelial cell migration; transforming growth factor beta receptor signaling pathway; substrate adhesion-dependent cell spreading
Source: RefSeq, a predicted model, not a curated record
CGCGGGGGUGGCCGGGGGCGGGGCGCGCGGCGGGCGCGGGCGCGCGCGUUAGCGGCGGCGCGUUCCGUUCCGGGCCGAGGCUCGCGGCGGAAAAGUUGCGGGACGGAGAGGAGCGGCCCCGGGACGGGCAGCGAGCGCGACGCCGAGCCGGUUCCCGGCGCCCGUGGCCCCGCCAUGGACGACCUGGAUGUGGAAACCCGAGCUCUCGGAAGUUCAGUGGGGGAGCUGGGAUUGGAACCCAGACUGAUCCAGUUCCAGAUCUGGUCAUCUUAAUUGUAAUGAGACGCCCUGCUGGCAGACUUGGAGUCCACCACUUCCCACAUCUCCAAACGGCCUGUGUUCUUGUCAGAGGAGACCCCCUACUCAUACCCAACUGGAAACCACACGUACCAGGAGAUUGCCGUGCCACCCCCUGUCCCUCCACCCCCAUCCAGUGAGGCCCUCAAUGGCACCAUCCUUGACCCCUUAGACCAGUGGCAGCCCAGCGCCUCCCGAUUCGUCCACCAGCAGAGUGUGGAAAUUCCCUGGUGAGACUGGCUGUGCGCAGGAGCCUCCUGUGGGUGACUGGGCUGUUCCUCUUUCUCCCCUUGAGGGAGGCUCUGAGUACUCUCCUUCUCACAGCGUCAGUCCCCGUCGCCCGUGUACAGCUCCAGUGCCAAAACUUCCAGUGCCUCGGUCCCCCAGGACAGCGUGGGCCCUCAGUGUCCCCGAGCCGGUGAGGAAGAGCACGUCUACAGUUUCCCCAACAAACAGAAGUCAGCUGAGCCUUCACCCACUGUGAUGAGCUCCUCUCUGGGCAGCAACCUUUCCGAACUCGACCGCCUGCUGCUGGAACUGAACGCUGUGCAGCAUAACCCCCCUGGCUUCCCCACAGAUGAGGCCAACUCAAGCCCCCCGCUUCCUGGGGCUCUGAGCCCCCAUUAUGGCAUCCCGGAGAAUAACAGCCCGCUGGGGGGCAAAGCUGGGACCCUGACCAAAGAGAAGCCCAAACGGAAUGGGGGCCGGGGCCUGGAGGACGUGCGGCCCAGCGUGGAGAGUCUCUUGGAUGAACUGGAGAGCUCCGUGCCCAGCCCCGUCCCUGCCAUCACUGUGAACCAGGGCGAGAUGAGCAGCCCUCAGCGAGUCACCUCCAGCCAGCAGCAGACUCGAAUCUCAGCCUCUUCUGCCACCAGGGAGCUAGAUGAACUCAUGGCCUCGCUGUCGGAUUUUAAGACCAGCUCCUCUGCUGUGGCCUUGAGUGCCCCGGGGCUGCUGCCCAACUCAGCUCCAUCCCCACACCACAUACUUCCCUCUCCUCUUCCUCCUGGAGGCCAUGGUCACACCCUGGAGGUCCUCUGCGCUGAGGGCAAUGAUAGUGGACGGGGCCUUCUGCCUCCUGUGGCCCCCAGCUGGCUUGAUUUGGCUGGCCUCGGGGUGAUGCCUGACACCCCCAAGUCAAGGUUUCCCUCUGCAGAGGGUUCUCUGGGGCCAUCUGGUACAGAGAGCCAGGCUCAAGUUUGGAGGGACCCACCAGACCUCAUGAGUGAGCUCUCCAGGGCUCCCCCAUGCCACUCUCUACCCCGAGCUGGGUGUACAGGUCCCCAGGAGCCUGGAGACCCCCAAGGGCUGUCGAGAAGUCCUUUGUACUCGGAGGGGUCUAUGGCUGCCACUUGGUCGCAGCCGUGGGCUUUGGAGGCACUCAGGCCUGAGACUCCCCAUGGAGCUACGCCCACCUUCCAGGAAGUAACCGAGCCAGCUGUCAAGGCUGUGGACCGUCAGACUGUGUUCCCAGAUACCUGGAGGCCCACGAAGGAACGUGGACAGAGGAAGGAGAGGGCAAGGCCAGAGCCAGGGGAGGCGGAAGGCAGCUACCCUGUCCCAGUUGAUGAGCAGUUAGGUGGAGAGACGCCCAUGAAGGGAAGCCUGGUCAGGCCAACCCAGGGACCCGAGACCCCCAGGCGGCCAGAGGCCACCACCGAAGCUGCUGCCGAGGCCAAGCGGGAACAGCCAGAGCUUCCACAUGCCGCGGUCAUGGACACCCCCAGCACCACUGAGAGGAUUUCCACCUCCGGCCAGAUCCGCUCUGUGAUCAGGAGGAGCCGGGAGACGGGCCACGCGCACCCCAUGUCCCGGGAGCCCUCCCCUCGCCGCCGGCUGGACCCCGCCACCCUGAGCAGGACCCCAUCCCAGGAGCGGCUCAUCGCAGAGCUGCAGGGUCGGCUGGGCAUCCAGCCGGAGGCAGAGGAGGCAGCGGGGGCAGCAGGGGCCUCCGCCGAGGACUGGCUGACCGAGGGCGUCAUCAUCACUGUGCAGCCACGCGGGAGGCGGGCCGGGGGGCAGCUUGUAGAGAAGGUUGUCUUCCCUCCUGGCUCUCCCAUUCCCCUGAGAAGAACCUUCUCUGUUCUGGCUUCUCCUCCUCCUGUCCCUUUGCUCCAGGAUCGCAAAGAUGCCUCGACCAGCAGCUCUUCUCCCAAGCCCAGCCUGCCUGCCCCAUCUGUCCUGGGGCCCUCAGCUCUCACCCAUGGUUCCUCUGGGGUCCAGAGUGAUGAGGCAGGGUCCUGGGAAGACGAUGCACAGGGUCCCACCCCUCCCCCUCCUGCGCCCCACACUGGGAGGUCUGUGGGCUGCCAGACCGACGAGGACCCGCUCUUCCCCCCGAUGCAGGUCCAGGGCCUGGAACAAAGAGCAGAUGGAGAGCUGUGCUGGGCAGCUGGCUGGCCUCCGAACGGCAGGCAGAGCAGUCCUGAAGGGCAGGACGAGGGAGGGUUCAUGGCCCAGGGGAAGACGGGGAGCAGCUCUCCCCCAGGGGGGCCCCCAAAGCCCGGGAGCCAGCUAGACAGCAUGCUGGGGAGCCUGCAAUCCGACCUGAACAAACUGGGCGUCGCCACGGUUGCCAAAGGGGUCUGUGGGGCCUGCAAGAAGCCCAUUGCCGGGCAGGUCGUGACUGCCAUGGGGAAGACGUGGCACCCGGAGCACUUCGUCUGCACCCACUGCCAGGAGGAGAUCGGAUCCCGGAACUUCUUUGAGCGGGAUGGACAGCCGUACUGUGAAAAGGACUAUCACAACCUCUUCUCUCCGCGCUGCUACUACUGCAACGGUCCCAUCCUGGAUAAAGUGGUGACAGCCCUUGACCGAACGUGGCACCCCGAGCACUUCUUCUGUGCCCAGUGUGGCGCCUUCUUCGGUCCUGAAGGGUUUCAUGAGAAAGAUGGCAAGGCCUACUGCCGGAAGGAUUACUUUGACAUGUUUGCGCCCAAGUGUGGCGGCUGUGCCCGGGCCAUCCUGGAGAACUACAUCUCGGCCCUCAACACCCUCUGGCAUCCUGAGUGCUUCGUGUGCCGGGAAUGCUUCACGCCAUUCGUCAAUGGCAGCUUCUUUGAGCACGACGGGCAGCCCUACUGUGAGGUGCACUACCACGAGCGGCGCGGCUCGCUGUGCUCUGGCUGCCAGAAGCCCAUCACCGGCCGCUGCAUCACCGCCAUGGCCAAGAAAUUCCACCCAGAGCACUUCGUCUGUGCCUUCUGCCUCAAGCAGCUCAACAAGGGCACCUUCAAGGAGCAGAACGACAAGCCUUACUGUCAGAACUGCUUCCUCAAGCUCUUCUGCUAGGCGCCCUCGUCCCUUCAUCUGCCCCCUCCCCUGGCCCAGCCUCCCCAACUGCUACUGUGACCCAGAGGCCUCGCCCAGGGGUGAAGGGGCAAACCCGACUGAAACUGGAAACUGUGUCCUCGGCUGGUGCAGGAUGGCAAGAGGGCCAUGUGGGGCCCUGCCAGCUUUUCUUCCCCCUGCCACAGCCUCUGGGCCUCCUUCCUCCUGCAGCUCUCCCCAGGCUGCCAGCUCUUCAUCCUCCCUGGAGAUGGGGACUGGAGGGCCCCACCCCACCCCAUGCGUGUCCCUACAAACUCGCCUGGCCAAGCCAGCACCCCACACUGGAGCCAUCUCUUACUCAUAUUUUGGCAGUAGAGCCAGCGGGGAGGGCAGGCAGGGUCAGAUGGGGUCUCUUUUUAUCCUUAUUUCCCCCUCGACCUAAUUACCUUUGUUCUGAGAGUGUUGGGGGACACCUGGCUCCCUCCAGACAAUGCCAGCAUAAAUCCAUCCAUUCAAAGAUGGACGUGCCCAAGGGGCCAUGGAAGGUUCCUUGUGCUCCUCCUGCCCUUCCAGUCUCCCCAGGCCUGGGCGACCGCCCCCUACCCUCCCAUAAAUGCUCUGGUUCUACUGAGAAAGUCCUCUCCAGCAAUAAUGUUUUGUAGUCACUUCCUCCAUCUCCAGGGAUGGCGUGAGGCGGGGAGUCACCCCAUGCCUGGCACUGUACUGACUUUGAUAGAUUUCUACACUGAGGUUUGAAUUCAUAUCGUCCGCGUUGCUUUUACUUCUCUAUACAAAAUGAUUUUGAAGACAUUUUAAAGCUGUCCCCUUUUGUACUCUACUCCUUAUCCACUGCCGCUGGUACUGUUGGUCACGGUGGCUGUGGUACGGGGUUAACCUGUAUUGAGGGCUUGGGGUGGGGAAGCAAUUUGUAUUUUAUUUUUUCUUAGCAUAAGCAGGUGAACUGGGAGCAGCUCUGAGACUCCCCUCCUUUAACUUCACAGCUCACCAGGACUGUUUUAUAAACUGCUGUAUUUUGAAACCCCUUCCUUAUUACCCAGGCCAGCAAGCUCUUAACUGAAACUGGCCUAAGGGUGUCUUGCCCUUUGGGGCCUAGAAUUCUGAACCUCAUCCGUCCUGUUCCUGAGGGAGGAGAAGAGGAAAGUACGCUUUAAGGGUACUUUCCUGUCUGUCUAAGCCAUUAGGAGCAUCUGCUCCCCUGUGAACUUUUUGGCAACAAAGAGAACCCACUGAACAUUCUUGGCCUCCUCACUGCUUCUCUUCUGCCUUCUCAGGAAAGCUGGUGUCUGAUUUUGACCAUUGGUCUUAUUGAUUCCACUGGGCGCAUCACUUCCCCAAAUUUCCUGCCCUCCCUGGAGACUAAGGGUCUGGGGAAAGGGCCCAGGUUGUUGCAAGGGGCCUGAAAGGAUUCUGGGCAGAGGGACAGGAUCCUGCUGAAAUAAUGGCAAGCCCCACAGCUCUCUUCCCCAAGGAUGAAACUGGAGCAGGCACACCUGGGGUUCCUGGUCAGCAGAAAGGGGCCCCAGUGGGGUCUAAAGUGAGGAAGAUCCAGACUGCUCUGCUAGCCUCAUGGCAGAGGCUGAGUGCACUGGGGUCUCAGGAGACGGUCCCUCCUUUGUGGCAGGGCUGGGAGCAGGGGAGGUCAGCCAGACCCCUCCACAGGUCUAAAGUCUCCACUUCCACCCAUAGGCCUUAUUGCUGUGUUUACAGUGACCUGCCCCAGGCCACUCUCCUACAGGGACUGGGGUUUCUGGGGUCCACCCUCUGGGUCAAUGGUUAUUUGAUGAUUUGAUUUUUUUUCUCUGUAAACUUUUAACCAGGCUUUUCCCCAUUUCAAUUCCUGUGAUUUAUGCCAAUAAAGUUUGCCAUUAUUUUCA